AUGGCAACGUUUGAACGGUCUCACUUGGAGGAUCUGUGUCCGGAGAGCAUCGGUUGUGUACCACCUCUUCUACCUCAUCCCCACAUGAGCAGCCCCCCGUACUACCCCGCCUGUGUGGGCGUGCCACCGUUGUUCCUACAGUACUACUCGCCCGUGCUCUAUACUGGCGACAUCUUGCGAGCUGCCGCUACAACGAACCGUGACUUGGGUAGUCAUCAGAUGUUUCACAAUGGCCCACAGUUUGCUGCUAACGGAGUGUACUCGCAUGGUGGCACUGGGCGACUGCAUCAGCUGCGGGGAAAAACAUCCUUUCCGUGGACAAACUUUGGGCCCUGCCCACAGGAUCUGCUGGAUUCCCGCUGGUUGAGGAACUACUUCACUUCUGUCCUCCAGGCUUCCGGUCAAGUGAUACCUGCAGCCCCAGUGCUACAAGGGCACUUCAUGAAAGGUUUUCCCACACACUCCCCUAAGGUCGUCUCGGGAGCAAAGGUACUGGGCACUACCGCCAGCAUCAAGGAAGAUGAGACAGAUUCCGGUGUGAUAGAUGCUAAAUCCUGUCUCUUUAAUGGCAACAUCGGUCAAACGGAAAGGCAAGACAUCACAGACCUUAUCUCCUCAUGUUCCUCGCCAUCUUCUCUCACAGACGACGGCGACGCUGACGCUCAACAUCAGCUGAACGAAGAGCUGGUGGUGGAUGACCCCCUGUAG
Messenger RNA from Candidula unifasciata, 708 nucleotides. The record is from the annotation of a GenBank genome assembly. NCBI's taxonomy places the organism in Eukaryota, Metazoa, Mollusca, Gastropoda, Stylommatophora, Geomitridae.